AUGCAUCGUGAUCUUGAAUCUGAAGAUAUCAUCUAUGCCGUGUUAGAACACGUCAAGUCAUCUGUGAAGGACUUGGUGAACAUGGCGAUGACCUGCUCCACACUGGCAGGUCCCACCCUCGAUAUCCUCUGGUCCGAACAGUCAAGUUUGGCACCCCUCAUUAUGUGUCUGCCACAAGACACCUGGAAGGUCGCAAAGGACCAAACUAUUGAUCUUUACAGAGAGCUAGCUCCUACCGAGUGGGAGCACCUCAGAAUGAAUGCAUCAAGAAGGAUUUUCAAGCAGUUCCCUCCCGCCACACACUUCCCAAACCUUUGCGCAUUGGAUUUCGAGGCCAUAUUUGGUCGGUCAAAGUGUAGUUCAAGAUUCUUGCUACUUCGGCAGUUCAUGUUGCCUGGAUUGGAAGUGCUAAGAUUUGAUAUACCUGGAGGCGUCCCAACAUAUGAAGUAGAGCAAUUGCUUGAUUGCUCUUCCCGCAGAAGCGUACGGCCUGCGUCAACUGUCGAUAUCGGCGGGCCAUGGUACCACGACUUUUACAGUUCCCCCGAGUUUCAGAAAGCUGUCCAAACGAUCAUUAAUAUCCAGCAAGCUCGGUGUCUUCAAACCCUCAUGCUUACUUUGUGUGGGACCUCCAAUGAUGCAGGUGGUAUGCCCCUUGAAUUGCAUAGUCUCAAACACCUCUGUCUCUUUGGCAGUUCCUUACCACAGUGCACACACUUCAUUCGUCAAGUCGCCACCCGACAGCUAUCAUAUAUCAGUAUCAAGUACUCCAAACCUGCUUCCCCAACCGAAAUUACUGCGUUUGUGGAAUCAUUGUCCACCUCGUGCCAGAUUGGGUCCUUGGAACAGAUAUAUGUGAUGGACACAUCAGAUGACCGUGACCCUAAGCACGCCAUCCCACUCCCCUCCGAAAUCUUCCGGCCCUUGCUCAAGUUCAGCAGGCUGUCGUCUGUGAAAUUCAUCGGCAUUGGAAAUUACAAUCUUGACGAUAGGUUCAUCAAUGAUAUUGCAGUUGCCUGGCCGGAAAUUUGGGAAUUGAAGUUCGCUGCAAUGAGAUGUGCCAGUUAUACCGUCACCUUCACUGCCAUGAUAUCACUGGCGUCAAGGUGCAGAUCGUUGCAUACCUUACAUCUGAUGGUCGAUGCUACACAAUCGACGACAAUUCCCCGAGCACCGGACGGGACGGAAGAGCUUUGGCCCAUGCAAACAGCCCUUCAAAAGCUGCAUCUUGGAUACUCCGAGGUGUCAGAAGUUGCGCGCUGUCCUGCAUGA
Messenger RNA from Suillus subalutaceus, 1272 nucleotides. RefSeq lists its product as uncharacterized. NCBI's taxonomy places the organism in Eukaryota, Fungi, Basidiomycota, Agaricomycetes, Boletales, Suillaceae. The record is from RefSeq and is a predicted model, not a curated record. The transcript is spliced from 4 exons. The coding region runs from base 1 to 1272 and encodes 423 amino acids.